Molecule: messenger RNA, 2014 nt
Organism: Poecilia reticulata (guppy)
Lineage: Eukaryota; Metazoa; Chordata; Actinopteri; Cyprinodontiformes; Poeciliidae
Source: RefSeq, a predicted model, not a curated record
UUGCCUGCUCUGCCCCGGCGCUGUCUCCCCUCUUUCUCUCCCCCUGCCGAGGAGCGUCGCGCAGUCACCCAGUGCGUCCCCUCGCCAGGACUCUGCACUCCAGGACAGCGGACCGUGGGACUUCAUAUAACUCAUAAGCCAUCAAGAGGAAGAGAAGAAGAAGAAGAAGAAGGAGGCAACACCGCAGAAGAAGUUCUCUAGGGAAGAGGGGACUCCCCAAAACCUGAGGUGAGUCAUGAGUCGCAGCAUCGUGCGGCAGAGUAAGUUUCGCCACGUCUUCGGGCAGGCGGUCAAGGCUGAGCAGGGUUACGAUGACAUCCGCGUCUCCAAGGUGACGUGGGACAGCUCCUUCUGCGCCGUCAACCCAAAGUUUCUGGCCGUCAUCGUCGAGUCGAGUGGAGGAGGAGCGUUCCUCGUCCUGCCCCUCUCCAAGACAGGCCGUGUGGAUAAGAACUACCCGCUGGUCAUCGGCCACUCUGGACCCAUCCUGGACAUCGACUGGUGCCCUCAUGACGACAACAUCCUGGCCAGCUGCUCAGAAGACUGCACAGCAAUGGUUUGGCAAAUCCCAGAUCACUCCCUGACCCGCCCCCUGUCCGAUCCCAUCGUGGUGCUGGAGGGUCACUCCAAACGGGUCGGCAUCGUCAGCUGGCACCCGACCGCACGCAACAUCCUCCUCACUGCUGGCAGUGACAAUCUGAUAAUAAUCUGGAACGUGGGAACAGGCGAACCUCUCAUAUCCAUGGACGACCAUCCGGACCUCAUCUACAGCGUCAGUUGGAACCGAAACGGCAGCUUGUUUUGCACCACCUGUAAGGAUCGACGCCUGCGUGUCUGUGACCCCCGAAAGAGGGAAGUGGUGGCGGAACGUCUGGCUCCACAUGAAGGCAUCCGACCAAUGAGAGCCAUCUUCAUCAGAGACGGAAACAUUUUCACCACCGGAUUCACCCGGAUGAGCCAGCGAGAGCUCGGCCUCUGGGAUCCGACAAACUUUGAAGAGCCUAUAGCACUUUUGGAGCUGGACACGAGUAACGGAGUAUUGUUACCAUAUUAUGAUGCAGACGCAAACAUGGUCUACUUGUGUGGGAAGGGCGACAGUAGUAUCCGUUACUUUGAGAUCACGGAGGAGCCGCCGUACGUCCAUUACCUCAGCACCUUUAGCAGUAAAGAGCCGCAGAGAGGGAUGGGCUUCAUGCCAAAGAGAGGAGUGGACGUCACCAAAUGUGAGAUUGCACGGUUAUACAAGCUGCUUGACAAAAAGUGCGAGCCCAUCACCAUGACAGUUCCUAGAAAAUCGGACCUCUUCCAGGAUGACCUUUACCCUGACACGGCAGGGCCUGAUCCCGCCAUGGAGCCUGAAGAGUGGCUGGACGGCCGUGACGAAGAUCCCAUCCUCAUCUCCAUGAGGGACGGCUACGUGCCGCCCAAGAGCCGAGAGCUCAAAGUGGCGAAGAAGAACGUGCUGGACUCCAGACCCACCACCAGACGUAGCAUGUCCGCCUUGGACACCAACAGCUUGCCUCCUCAGCUGCUUGAGAGGCUACUGGAGGAGAUUCAGAAUCUGAAGGCCACAGUUUUGUCUCAGGAGAAGCGGAUCUGCGACUUGGAGAAUAAGCUUUCCCAGUACGCCAACGGUACUGCCUGAUGUGCAAGUGAACACAUCAGUUAAAGAACUGGUCUGAAUUUCAGAAUCACUGUUAUUAUAGAAAUGCAUUUCCACUGCACUGGCAAGAAAUCACCCUUUUGCCUUCUUGAACAUAUUGUUAAAUAAUCCAAAUAAUUUGUUAAAUAAUCAAAUUCCAGCCGAACUCAGAGGCUUUGUGUUCAUUUCUGCAAAAUUCUAAUCCGAGUUUGAAGAGAAUGUACCUUAAUGGCAAAGGCAAUGCAUUUGUGAAGUCAUAGCUUUAUUGAUUUGAAUGGACUGAAAACUGUGGAGCUGUGGGACUGUGCAAUUGAAGGAUAUAGGCAAGUCAGAUGCGAGGAUAAAAGUUAGCAAUGUUUACAGAAUUUAACG